Messenger RNA from Dictyostelium purpureum, 297 nucleotides. RefSeq lists its product as uncharacterized. The transcript is spliced from 2 exons. The coding region runs from base 1 to 297 and encodes 98 amino acids. Lineage: Eukaryota; Evosea; Eumycetozoa; Dictyosteliales; Dictyosteliaceae. The record is from RefSeq and is a predicted model, not a curated record.
AUGUCAUAUAAUAAUAGCAUCACAGACAACAUCAGAUACAAAGAUUUCCAUGACAUAUUAGAAAACAUUGCAGGUAUAGGUGACAGAUUGUAUAAAAGGAGAAAAUGGAACAGUACAAUCAGCAAAAAAGGUGGAAUAGUACUCAGUUCAAGAAAAGUUCAAAUAAGAGCAAAUAGAAAGAAAUUCGAUCGACAGGAAAUAAGUAGUACCAUCAAACCCAUACUCAAUUGCCAAGGAAUAAUACUCAAAAGAAGAGCAAGAGAAGCACAAAAUCAAUUCCAAAUAUCAAUAGUUUAG